GAGGAUCAGCAUCGUAAGACAUAUUCCUUAUCCUAAAAUUCUACGAACGACGUUUCCAGCACACGCGUGACACCUUCCCAGCCCCAACCGUUAGUUCUCUUCACCGGUAAGGUUGGUCUCCUAUAUUUUGGACAUCCGACAUGUACGUAGCCCAAGCACAACUGGUUGGGAGACUGCGAGUCACGCCACUCUGAAGAUUCAUCUUCCUAUUUUUGAAUUUCACUUGGAGUUUGCUUCUGAUGUCUGUUCCUUGGCGAGCUUUCAGCGGCCUCGGCGCUCUCUCAAUGCCACACCCUCUCCCAAUGCCACACCGUUCUUUCGCGGCGCCUUACUCCGAAUUUAGAUUUCGUUGUUCUUCUAUGGCUGGAUAUCAAGAAACGUCCACUAAACGAAGAAAGAUGAAGAUGGAAAAACCGAAAGAUUUUGUUCCGAGAAAGGACGAGCAAGAACAAAAUAAAAAACAAGGAGAAGAAGAAGAGGAAGGAAUUUCUAUUUCAAAAUUACAAGUGCCAAGGCAAAAGUACAUCUCCGUUUCAAAGGCCGAGCUAUUAGACGCCAUCGUUUCGAUGAUGUUCGAGUCGCAGAAAGAUGGAGAUGAUUCUCAUGAGUUUCUUCUUCUCUCAUCGUGCUUGGACUCCAUUGUUCAUGCUGAACACAAAAUAAUUCUAGAAGAAAUGCGUACUGAUUAUUUCUUCGCUCAUUCAACGGGGAAAGAAGAAACAUUUAAUGAGGGUUCAGAUAGUUCAUACAGACAAUCUGUUACUAAUGAGGAGGAGUUGGACAAUGCUGGAGAUGGCAUUAAUGGAGUAGGGAGCUUGGAGGGAUACGAGAAUGAAGAUAUUGAACUUGACACACCUAUAUCAUUCAUUCAUGGUCUGGACUUGAGAAAUCUAUUGGGCUCUUUGGACAAAAAUGUAAAGAAAUAUUCCGAUAGUGGAUCCAGAGUUGCGAUUGCCACUCGUUUCCAGCGUGAUUUCAUGCAACUUCUUUACAAUGCCCAGUUUGAAGAACUAUCAGCCAGGGAUCUGAUGUUGACAUCUGCCCUCAACACAGAUUAUCUCCUUACUUUACCAAUAUAUGUUGAUUGGAAGAAAGCAUCUGAAUCCAACGCAAUAAUAUUCAGGCGGGGAUAUGCAACUGAGAGGCAGAAGGGCCUCCUUAUUGUGGAAAAACUUGAUUACAUACAGUCAAAACUUCUGCGAGGAAUUUUCUUUGUAAUAUCCAAGCCAUUAGGGAAACUUGGCAGCUGGAUAAAUGAGGCACUCCAAGUUGCUAUCCAGACACAAGAAGUGCAAGAGUGGAUAAAGAGAAUGAAGCUUUGGCUUGAAGAACUUUCAGUCUUUCAGCAAUUAUUACGUUAUAGUCAAAAUGCUUCUGAUUAUCUGCCUGGAGUACAGCAAUUAUCAGACAGGGACCUUCCUAUUUGGCUGGCAGCACAGAGGGCUGUAAGUCGUUACGAAGGGAUUUUGUCAUCAGUUGGUCCCCGUGGAAGACUCCUGAGAAAAUUGCUUUCAUGGAUUGGAGUAAUCCCGGCUACACCCGAAGUGCCAUAUGAGAGUGAUGGUGAUAGUAAUGCUUCCGAACCUUACAAGAGGCCUAUUUUUUUAUCAAGGAUAUCACUUAGUGAUAUCUGGAGACCAGCUACAAGGAAAUACUGUGGCAACGAUUUCUGGAAGAUGUUUCAAACUUCCAUUUCUAUUCUUCUCUCACAGUCAGUUCUCCAGGAGCCAGCAUUCCAAGAAUUGAUUUUACUUUAUACCAAAGAAGAUAGCAAGGGCGAUCCUGAAAUUAGAGAUGAGGUUUCAUCAUUGCAGUUAAAGAUCUAUGAAAGAAUUCCAAUCCCGGAUUUACCAGUCAUCUUCCCCCACAAAAAGCUGUCUUUCCGUAUCAUUGACACGGUACGCUUGGAUGCUGCCACAGUAGUGGGACUUUUGGCAUUCUUCAUAAACUACAAGUUUGAGGACGUCUUAUCUUCACCGUAUGUAUUUCUUACUUCUCAUGAAAUAGCUCUUGGAAUUUGGCAUGAAAUUGCUCUUGCAAAAAAGGCAAUAUUUCUUGAUGUGGUUGCUAUCAGUGCUCUUAUAAUUUAUGUGACUCGUGUGGCUCUAGGAUACAAGCAGACAUGGGAUAGGUACCAAUUAUUGGUGAACAAGACACUUUACGAGAAAACCUUGGCAAGUGGCUUUGGCUCAGUGCAUUUUCUUUUGGAUGCUUCUGAACAGCAGCAAUACAAGGAAGCCAUUUUGGCCUAUGCAAUCCUUCUCAGAGCAGAGAAGGGACAGGUCCCUUGUUGCCGAAGUGUUGGAGACAAAUGUGAAAGAUUCAUGUACGAUGCUUUUAAAGUAAAGGUCGAAAUGCCAAUUGACAAGGCUAUUGAUACCUUGAUGAGACUUGGCCUUGUAACUGAAACUUCUAUCGAUGGAAGUAACAGACUGCGGGCUGUCCCCUGUCCAAAGGCAUACGAGGGCCUUAAAGAACGAUGGAAUAGUUUGCUCAGAUAGUUCGAUUGUUAAUAUCUAGGGUCAAUUUUUACAUUAGCGUCUACGUAUGAAAUUUUUGUAAAAUAUAUUAGAAAUGAUGGUCUUCUUUUUCUUUUCUUUUUUUAUUAUUUCAUUAAAGGUAUUUGAAUUU
Messenger RNA from Juglans microcarpa x Juglans regia, 2631 nucleotides. RefSeq lists its product as uncharacterized. The transcript has 14 exons. The coding region runs from base 240 to 2501 and encodes 753 amino acids. The record is from RefSeq and is a predicted model, not a curated record. Lineage: Eukaryota; Viridiplantae; Streptophyta; Magnoliopsida; Fagales; Juglandaceae.